UUGUAUCUAUUUUGUUUGAAAGUGAGAAACGUCGUCUUGACAACGAAUUUAGUGGUUUUAUAUGGAAUAGUUGAUUGAUUUUUACUAUGAAUUUGCCAAAUUAUGGAUGAUCCCCACAAAUUAACAGCAGAAAACAAGAAAGUUCUUCCGGAUGUCGUGCAUUCUCAACAGAUUCCCUCUCUGGAAUCUGUCGCGUGCGAUGACACUCAGUCACCACAAAUUGACACAGGGCAGAAUGUAGCAGGGGGAAACCGUCCUCACGAUGUCGGUGACACUACUGACACCGAGUCUAUAUCGGAACACAUACCUUCCAAUGUGGAAGACAUUGCCAGUGACUCACUGAAUUUGCCUAAUGCCCAAGAAUCUCAAGGUUUGCUCAAUAUUGAUAUAAAUGUGGAAGGAGCCUCUACGGACCAUUCUUUGAACAUUCCUCCAGGUCAUACACCUAAUAGUGAACACUUUAGUCAACAAGAACCGAGUAGGCAAAGCACUUCUUGGCCACUUGAUGUAAAUGCUGUAUCAGAUAUGCAUCUCCUCAGUGAAGAGAGUCCAAUCAAUCUAGCACUAUCAUCAGAUUUGUCUAAAGAUGGUGUCACACAAGAAAACAAGUCAAAUUCUUCAGCACCAACACCUGGUCCGAGUGAACACUAUACACCCCAAGAAUCUCCUAAAAGUAAUGAAAAUCUAGACUCUUUAGAUGAACAAGAUAUAUCCAGUCAUAAAUCUGACUUGUCCAAAGAUGAACAAUCAAUAGACAAUACAGAUAAUUCUUUAGAAGUAAAUGAAGAAUCUCUGGGGAAGCAGAGCUCUGGAUCUGAGGAAAUAAUUAAGUUGGAUAUAAGAGGUCAAGGCGUACCAAAAUUCUCAUUACCAACCGCAAAAAUUAUAUUUGGUCCACCACCUGAAGGAGGAACAGUGAUUGGUCAGGAUACAGAGCAUUUACCAAUGUUUCCUAACUUAUUGUCACCAUUUCUAGUUGGUGCUGGUGAUAGUGUUAAAGUUGAAGAAGUGUUUGACUUCACUGAACAACAAUCGAAAGAAGCAUCACCAGACAAAUCCAUAGAUUUAUCAUUAGACAAAUCUCUUGACAAAUCACUUGAAUUGUCACCUGACAAACAAAGCUUAUCUAGUGACAAGAUAGACCAAAAUGAUUUGUUAGUUGAGGAAUUAUUUAUAGAUAAUGAUAUUAAAGAAAAAGGUGAGAAAGAUGAUGAAGCCUCAAUGACACCACAGCAUAAAUCUAUACCACCGGAAGAUAUGUCACUCAGUACACUAACAACAGACUACAAAACAAUAUGUGAAGAAUAUCAUGAGAAGCUUGUGCACUUGGAAGACGCUAUCACGCAUCGUGACGAAUUAAUCGAAGAACUGACAAUCUCAUUACAGCGGUCUGUUCGAGAACGUGACGACCUGAGACAUGAGAAUGUUCACCUCACUAACGAGGUGCAGAAUUUACAGCAUAUCGUUGGAGAAAUGUCGAACUCCGAGCACGACACUGUCAAGGGGCAGCUGUCAGACUUUAUGAAGUACCAGAGUAUGGUUAAGGAUGACAGCACCAAGUUUUAUUCAGCUCUGAUGAGCGGGGGUUCCUCUCUGCAAAGUUCUAACGGCGAGAAGGAUAUGGAUAGAGAAGAGAUCACAGUUAACUAUUCAAGAUCUGACUUGAAAUCUUCUGGUUCCUCAGAAGACUUUCAAACUGGAUUCGAAACCAAACUAACGACGAUAAUAAACAAGUUUGACGACUAUAUAGAAGAGAAUUUGAGGAAUAAACUUCGCGAGAGCAUGAUACAAGUAUUAUGCGACGAAAUCGGUAAAAUUAGGAUAGAAUCUGAUACAGAAAUUAAGGAUUUAGAAGCGCAAAUACAACAAGACAAACAAUCAUAUAAUGUAGAGACACGACGACUUAGAGAACUGCUAGCGUCUGUUAAGGCAGGAAACGCUGAUAUAGACGCUUUAAGACAGGAACUUAGCUUGAAACAUGAGAAAGAGAUGGAGAAUUUAAGGACAUAUUUUGAGAAAAAAUGCACUGAUAUGGAGAGGAGUUACUCGGAGGAGGUGUGGCGCGGGCGGGAGUGCGCGUCACCGGCGUCCUCGUCGUCGGAGGCGGGCGGCGACCACGCGCGGAGACGCACACGCAGCGCUGAGUUCCCGUCGCUCUCGUUCGAGUCGACACCGUUGGAACAAGGUCUGAAGCAAAUGUGCAAAAAGUAUGAACAGCAAAUCGAGGAGCUGAAGGCGGAGCACGUGGCGUAUGUUCAAGACAUACAGGCGCGGCAUGCUGAAACUGUAUCUUCUUUAGAUGACCAGAUCACAAAACUCAAACUCAAGGCGCACAUACUGACAUCAGAGAAUACUGACGCCAACGUAUCAGUUUACCAGCAAGACAUUGACUUGGAAUUGGAGAAGAAGAGGGAAGUGCAGCUCGAACAGAGGAUAGAAGAAGUACGCCAAGAGGUUAUCCAGCAGCUACAAGAACAGCUACAGGUAUUGCUGUCGGAUCCCGACGCGGAGGUGUCGAGCUGGCCGGUGGAGCUGGUCGCCCUCCGUGACAAGAUACACGGCGAUGCCAAAGUCCAGCAGGAAAAGGAGUUGUCAAGUCUACGCGACGAGGUGUCAGGCGGCGAGGGUAAAUGGAAACAGCGGCGCAACCACAGCUUCGACCAGAACAGGCACCUCGAGGAGGUCACCAAGGAAAGGGAUGGCCUGAAGCGCGUGGCAGUGAGCCUGCACCGCGUGGUGGGCCAGCUGGUGGCGUACUGCGCCAGCGCGGAGGACGAGCUCAACCGCACCGUCCUCGCCAGUUUGCUGCACCGCCUCACUGAUGCUGACGAAGGAGAUGAGGAGUCCCGGCCGUCGACGCCGAAUAUCUCCACGGACCUCAACACUAGCAACCUGGUACCCCGCGGGAAGCACGUGCACUUCGCACCCGACCUGAACUCGAUCCUAUCGGAACUGGAGGAGGACGGCGUGCUUGGCUUCCUGCAGCAGCAGCGCGAUCUCAGCGCGGACAUACGUCUCGAGCUGGAGCACUCCCUCACCAGGCUCAGGGUGGAGGCGCAGGAACUGCUCGAUCUGUCCGCCAAGCUCACCAAGGGUCGCAAUGACUCGAAGAUGCUGGAAUCAAGUCAAGUGCAGAUAACUGAACUGGUGCAGGAGUUGGACGCGCAGCAGCGAUGCGACAACUGCGAAAUGCACAGAAAGACGAUGGAAGAAGCCAUGUCGGAGUGCCUCCAACGAGAGAAUCUCCUCAGAUCGGACUUGGAGGCAGCUAUGAUGAAGAUCGCUCAUCUUAUGACUGUGGCGGAUGGUGUGAACUCCACUGACCUCAUUGCAGAGGGGUACGGCACUGGCCAGCUGCAGCCGGGGUCGCUGGGCCCCCGCGCUCGGCCUCCGCCCGACCGCGGGGCGCCGCCCCCCACGCCGCCGCCCCCGUCGCCCCCCUCACCCGCCUCCACACCCUCGCCCGCAGCACGACUCGCCAAAGACCUGGAUCUCCUGCAGCGCGAGAGGGACGAUCUACAUCAACAGCUGGAAGCGGCCAACCGUCAACUGCGCUCCACGCGACAAUUCGUCGAAGAGCAAGCGACAGAACGCGAGGCUGAACGGGACGAGUUCGCGAAACGUCUCGCUGACCUGCGCGACGAGAACUCCAGACUGGCGACACGUUUGCAGAACAACGCCAGAAUUAUUAACGAGAUGCAGCACCGGCAUGCUCGCGGCCGCGCCCACCAUCACCACGUCGAGCAACUUGAAACCCAGACCCGUGAGAUGAACCAAAUCAUAAACGAUUUAGAAACAAAGAAAGCUGCUUCUGAUGAAGAACUUAAAGCUACAGAGGAAAAGAUUACUCUGCUCAGAGAUAUAAUAGGAAACCUCGAGAAUCAGCUGGAACAGAAGACUGCGCACGAAGCGGAGAUAUUGCAGCAGUUGGAGGAAAUGAGAAAGACGAUAGACGAGAGGGACGGCAGGCUGAGGUCCCUACUGGGGGAGCUGGAGUCGAUGAAAACAGAGAAAGCGGAUCAGACUGAAGUCACGUGUGUACAAUGUGGACAGGAGGAAGAUAGAUAUGCGGAACUGCUGGAGAAGGUUCAAGAGCAGUGUCGGUGGCUGGAGGAGAAGAUCGACCGGCGCACGGAGCAGGUGGAGCGCGCGCACGAGGUGUGCUCGGCGCCCUGCAGCGAGCCCAGCGAGGACGUCUCGCUGCGAGACCGGCGCCGCCCGCCCGCACGACGCGAGGUACAGUGUGGGGGGAGGGGGGCCGGGGGCAGGGGGGCGGGGGAGGUCGACCGGCGCACGGAGCAGGUGGAGCGCGCGCACGAGGUGUGCUCGGCGCCCUGCAGCGAGCCCAGCGAGGACGUCUCGCUGCGAGACCGGCGCCGCCCGCCCGCACGACGCGAGGUACAGUGUGGGGGGAGGGGGGCCGGGGGCGGGGGGACAGGGGGGCGGGGGGAGGUCGACCGGCGCACGGAGCAGGUGGAGCGCGCGCACGAGGUGUGCUCGGCGCCCUGCAGCGAGCCCAGCGAGGACGUCUCGCUGCGAGACCGGCGCCGCCCGCCCGCACGACGCGAGGUACAGUGUGGGGGGAGGGGGGCCGGGGGCAGGGGGACAGGGGGGCGGGGGGAGGUCGACCGGCGCACGGAGCAGGUGGAGCGCGCGCACGAGUGUUCGUCCCCGGAGACGUCCGAGUUGGCGUGUUCGCCCGUGGCCCCGGGCGGCCCGCAGCCGCUGCAGCGCGUGCAGGAGGCGCUGUCAGCGCUGUGCCGCGCGCAGGACACCGCUCUCAAGCGCAUCGCGGACCUCGACAUGCAGCGCGCGCAGCUCAAGGAUGUCGCGCAGACAGCUGUCCCAGCAUCCAGUCAGUCUCUCCCGAUGCUUCACAGCGUGUUAUGCUGCCGCAAGGUCUGCGUCGCGUCACCCAUCAAAACACCAUACAUCGCACCGCUCUCUAGUGCAUGA
Achroia grisella is the source of this 4956-nucleotide messenger RNA. RefSeq names its product rootletin-like. Lineage: Eukaryota; Metazoa; Arthropoda; Insecta; Lepidoptera; Pyralidae. The record is from RefSeq and is a predicted model, not a curated record. Gene Ontology annotation, molecular function: molecular adaptor activity. The transcript has 20 exons. Gene Ontology annotation, biological process: signal transduction. Bases 103 to 4956 code for a protein of 1617 amino acids.